Molecule: messenger RNA, 415 nt
Organism: Trichechus manatus latirostris (Florida manatee)
Lineage: Eukaryota; Metazoa; Chordata; Mammalia; Sirenia; Trichechidae
Gene: CUNH17orf100
Product: chromosome unknown C17orf100 homolog
Exons: 1
Coding region: 1-378 (125 amino acids)
Source: RefSeq, a predicted model, not a curated record
AUGGCCUCGCCCCUUAGGGGUAAGCCUUCUUCGCCCCGAGUGGAGACGACUCGCCGUAAGGAGACUUCGACGGUUUGCGUGGAGACAUCGUCCCACCGCAUGGAGACAUCCUCUCGGCAGGUGCGAACAUCUACCCGUCAGGUGGAGACCUCCCAGCGCCGCAGCGAGGGGCCCUCCAUUGCCCCCUCUGGGAAGCUGCUCCCUCAUAUCCUCGAGGUGUCCUCUCAGCACGUGGAAACCUCCUCCCAGCGCACGGAAACGUCCUCCCGCCACAUCCGAGCCUCAACUCGGCGAGUGGAGACGUCUCUGCACAGCGUGGAGAGCCCGGCCCGGCGGGACAAGCCGGCACCCCGCCAAAAUGUAAAAAUGGCUCCAUGAAAUGCUUUCCAAAGGCCACGAGAGGGCCCUGGCCCUU